AACAACUAGCAGCAGUAUUGCAGCUAGUAGUCAUUCUUGUAGCUUGUUGCAAAUAUCUUUUUCGGCAUCCAAGAACCUAUUUAUCCCCAUAUUUGCCACUGCUGCACUCCUUCGGCACAAUUUACAAAUCAGAGAACAAUUUUUUUUGUCGUCUUCCAAAAAAUAUUUGAUGGCAGAGAAAAAUCAUGCACAAAAAACCGAAAAUACUAAAAUUACCACACUUGAAAGAAUUCACAGCAAGCACUAAUUACAAGUUGGAUGAAAAUUAGGGGAUUUUUCGACUGCUUCCUUGUGGAAGAUUUCAUCACCAACUUCACGUGUGAUCAAUGUUUAUACACAACCACUGAUAUCUGAAACCAGCCUCAAAUAUAUUACAACUGGAAAGUAUUUGGGAAGAUUUCCAUACAAGUUAACAACAAUUUGGUAUUUUUGUAAUUCAAGCUAUGACUAUUUUCAUACCCUUUCCAACAUUUACCACAUUUACCGCUGUCAAAUUUUACAGUCAUCUGGUUCACGCAUUCAACAUUCAGGAGAAAUUAGUCAAGAUGUAGCAUUCUGUGGGCAGUUGAUGCCCAGAGCAGAUGACAACUUCACUUUGCAGUUUGUGUCAACCAAACUCUUUCAGGAUUUGCUAUUCAAAAGCUUUCUGUCUCUUUUGACCAGAAAGUAUCUUGAGGAUUUGUUUCCUUGGAUAUUUAAUCCAAAGAUUUAUAUAUUGCCAAGAAGUUGGCUACUCUCCAGCAUGUCACAUCGCAGCGAGAUUUGCAACUUAUUUCAGAGAUGUUUGCUGACGGCUGAAGACAGCAUCCGGUGCUUAAGAUGGGAUGACCUUGUGUCCAAUCCACCUGCUACUCUUCCAGGUGAUCCAGAACAGCCAUUGAUCCAUCGUGGAGUUGAAGAAGAUGAGGCUAAUCUGGCUGAUACUGAUAAACUAAUGAACUUUGAUGGAUCCUUGUCUUUAUUGGAUGAAAUGGCACUUGGUGAAGGUGAGAGUUUAUCAACUCCAUCCAGUCCGCACUCAAUCUCUUCUUACAGCCGUCGACAAAUAAACCUUCCAAAAGGAUUAAAAGAUUUGGAUUACAAAAUAUUACAGUCGGGGAUCUUCAUAUUUCCUGGUUCUUAUGCCCUGGACCAUUCCUUGGUUGGAUUUUUAUUCACAAGUAGCCCAUUAUGGAGAGAUCAAAUGAUAUCCAGUUCAGAAUUGGCACGACACUUUCUAUAUUUCAGCACCUUAAGCAGAAAAAGGAAAAAAUGUGUUGGUCUCACACUAGUUGCUGAUAUUCGGGGAUCCACCAGUUCCACAGUGAAUACAAUCUUGGAGGCUUUACAUCUCUUUCAUUCAAACAAUGAACAGGGGUUCAGAUCAAUUUAUAUCCUAGCCAACCAGUUAGAUCAAACAUUAAUUUUUGGUUCACCACUUUAUGAUGCCCAAGGACCCCUUAAGAUUGAGGUGUUGCAGUCUCCUGAUGUCUUACAGUCCUACAUUGGUGUAGACCAACUACCAAGUGCUUUUGACGGUCAGUUGGAGUACCACCAUGACAGCUGGCUUCGAUUUCGUCGAAAACUGGAACCAUUUGUUAAUGAUUGUCAGCUCGUCGACCAAUACCUCCAAGACACUCUGAAACAACUGACCGUCUAUGACCGCAUUCCUUCCACUUAUGAUGAAACAAGUCAGUUCUUAUGGGAACAUGAGCAACAAAUGCAGUCUAUAUUAGAUGCCCCUCAAUUGAUGCUGCUACAAGACGGCCAUUCCAUCAUUCAUCAGCUACAAGAAGAAGCCCCUUAUCUAAAAUCUAUAGAGAGCUGCAAAGAAGAACUUGUAUCAGUUAAAAAAAUGUACAAAGAAUUACAGAACUCAAUGAAGAAUUUAGUUAAACUUGCUGAAAACCGUUUUCAUAAACUUGAACAAGGACUUCAACUUCGAGGUUUCGAGAGUGAAUGUAAUAAAUUAAAUGUAUGGAUCUCGACAGAAGGAAAACGUAUUUUGGAGAAAUAUAACUCUUGUGUUGACAAUCUAAAGAGUGCCAAGUCACUGGAAGAGCAAUUCUUGAAAGACUAUUUCUCAGCUAUGACAUACAUCGACAAGGGGAAUGACUUGGUGGAAGAGGCGUGUAUGCUCGCACAGUCUGGGAUUUCCACUGACUCUGCAACCGGCUAUAGGGACCUUGUAAAAGGUCUAAAAGUUCACUUGAAACAAUUCAUUAAGGAUUUAGAAGCAACAAGAGAAAAGGUGGAGGGUACAAGGAAAAUUUACCGUACUCUGGACAAAGCCUAUAAUUGGGCUUUGGAAUCCAUGAAGUUUAUCGUAAACAUGAAGACAGAAAAUUGCUCAAGUGUGGAGAAGUUAGACAACAUGAUUAGAAGCAUGGAACUGUUUAUGCAGGACCAUCCUCCAAUCAGUGAUGAGUUGUUUAAAGAGACUCUGCAACAGGCAAAGGAGUUACAGAAUGAGAAACUCAUCAGUCAAUGUCAGAAGACAAUAGCCCGUUGUGAAGAAGCCCAGUGUAAAUUAAAGUCCCGGAAGCUGGCUUUGAAAAGGGCCAAGUCUCAACGUCAAACAAAAUCUUUAGCAAAUUCUGAUAGUCCUUGCAACUGUAUUGUGAAAUCUUCAGUGACAGAUCUGGAUGAAAAUUAUUUAUUACUUCCUCCAAGUCAAUCAGAAAAGAAAACUGCUUCCUGGCAUGCAAUAUGUGCCAGUCUACCAACAAGCCCCAAAAUCCAACCUCGUCGUGCAUCACUGCCUACAAAAGGUGAAAUUGUUACCCAGAUUUCUCCAAUCAGCAACAUGUCGUCACAAGAUAUGGAAGAGUACCAAGAACAAUUAUUUAAUGAUGGUUAUAUUACAGAGGAUUUAUCUCACCAUGUUGUGACGUCUUUACCCAAAAGCUUAACUCUUCGUCCAGACCCAAAUGACUGUGAUACAUCUGGCAACAAAGACAAAUUGUUUUCUCGCUUGUACUCUUCCAAAAAGUCUAUAACCCGAACAGUUACCGUUCCUGUAACAUUAUCCCACACAGUGCAAAAUUACAAGUUAACCUCCUCACAAACGCUUCCUCAAGUCGACACUCCAGGCACUUUGGAUAGUGUUCCAAGUGAAAGUACUUGCAGCGAAGGUAGCAGUCUGAUUGGCAGAAACCAAAGCAUGUCCGAAGAUCUAACCUCUCCAAUACAUUCCAGCGAUUCCUGCUUGACCGAUCCACUCACACCUCACCUGCACUCAACUAUAUGGAACACUCCCGUUCCAACCAAUUCCCACCUGUUAAGCCUAAAUUCUUCUGACCAAGAUGGCUGGUCACUGUCUUCUAACGGCUCACAAGUCGGUCUUGCUGGACCCAAAAGGACAGUGGCUCUUAUCCUUCAAGAACUUAUAUCCACUGAACGAGAUUACGUACAAGCUUUAAAAUUGAUUGUCGAUAACUACAUACCUGAAAUAACCAAGGAGGAAGUCCCUCAUGCUCUUCGAGGCAAAAGAAGUAUUAUUUUUGGUAAUAUUGAAAAGAUCUAUGAAUUCCAUAACCAGUAUUUCUUGCAAGAACUGGAGACUUGCAAACAUUACCCAUUUCAGAUUGCUCAAAUUUUCCUUUCACAUGAAGAACAUUUUUACCUCUAUGCUCUGUACAACAAAAACAAACCAAAAUCCGAUCAUUUAAUGGCAGAACAUGGCACGGAAUUUUUUCGAAUCAAACAGAAUGAACUUAAAGACAAGAUGAAUUUGUCCAGUUACCUUCUCCGGCCAGUUCAAAGAAUGGGGAAGUAUGCUCUGUUGCUAAAACAAAUGAUAAAAGCUUGCCCAGAAACAGAGACUGAAUAUAAUGAUCUGAAGUCUGCUGAAGAAAUGGUGAAAUUCCAUCUACGUCAUGGCAAUGAUCUGUUGGCUAUGGAUUCUCUGAAAGAAUGUGAUGUAAAUUUACAAGAACAAGGUCGCCUUCUACGUCAGAAUGAAUUUUUUGUUACUCAAGGAAGGAAGAAAUCAAUGCGGCAUAUAUUUCUUUUUGAAGAAUUGGUUCUUUUCAGCAAAACUAAAAAAGAUCGACAUGGUGGACCAGAGUCCUAUAUAUAUAAAUAUAGCUUUAAAACUUCAGAUAUUGGAUUAACAGAAAAUUUCCGUGAUCACACAAAUAAAUUUGAAAUCUGGUUCCGACGGCGAUCACUUGGAGAAAACUAUAUUUUACAUGCUCAAGAUAAUGAUAUCAAAAAAAGCUGGGUUCAAGAUAUUUCUAGAUUGUUGUGGAGACAAGCAAUAAAGAAUCGAGAAAGCCGAAAAACUGAGAUGGCUUCAAUGGGGAUGGGAAGUAAGCCAAGUUUUGACCUGAAAGCAGAUUAUAAUUUAAAUGAAAACUUAGUCACUUCUGGACAAUUUGCUGCACGUUCCCGUAAUUCCAUUGCAGUCUCCUCAGUUGACCACUUCCGAGAUGGUGCCAAACGACCUCUCUCAAUCAACUCUCUAAGUAGCACAUCUUCCUCAAGUAGUGGUCAAUCUACAAGUCACGGACUUCUCAACUCUCUCAAUUUAGCCUUUGAAAACAUGAUACUCAGUUCCAAUGCAAAUGCAGACAGCCCACAUUUCAAUCGACGGUCAAUGAAUUCUUCAAAUGAAAGUGGCAUUUGUACAGACAUUUUCCCUGAAACAGAGGGCUGUGUUGCUGCUGCUGCCGCUGCGAAUGCUCAGACAGGUUCUACUUCAGCAACAACACUGCCAGUCAACACAAGGAUGUUGGCAAGCUCCACUAACAGCAGUCCCUGCCCGUACCAGCAGACAAAUUCAGAAGGAACUAGUAUAACAACAACAACAUCGAUACAGACACCAACACAACCAACAUCAACUGCCGCAAACAAACACGCUCUUUCAGAUCAGCCGUCAUCCAUAGACACACAAGUUUCAUCUGCAAUCACUUUUCCUUCAUCCACGACCACCACCACCAAACAAGCUGACCCGGCACGAUUGUGGCUUGAUCUUAGCAAGACUCGACAACCAACUGAAUUCAAACUACGCUUAGCGCCAAUGCAUGGACUGACAAACAUCGCGAACAUUAACGCUGAAGAAAGUGAACUGUAAAUGAACUGAAAUUCAGUAAAUUGAUUGGACAUGGGAAUAUUUCGUGAACAUGUCAUACUGGUGUGCAAUGAUAGGACCAGCAGACUUGAUAAUAUCUUCUUAAAGAAUAUAUGGUGGCAAUACCAACAUAGGGAAUGAUAGAAAGUCUGCUGGUCGCAAUCUUGCAAUCAGAUCAGUCUCAAAUAAUUAAAUUAAGUCUAAGACCAGGUUUCCUUUCUUAUGGAAGUUGAUUUAUGUGGCUGCAUUGUCUGUUAGCGGAAGAAGAUACGAGCUUCACAAUUUUAUACAGGUGGUAUAAUAAAUCAGGGGAAACAACUAAUAGAAUCGAAAUGGUUUUUUGCAUAUAAAAUCUAAAAAAAAAAAAUCAAAAAAAAUUGUUUAAAAGAAAUAUUCUUCUACUAAAUUCAUUUGUAAUUAGUUAAGAAAAAGAUAU
Molecule: messenger RNA, 5489 nt
Organism: Octopus sinensis (East Asian common octopus)
Lineage: Eukaryota; Metazoa; Mollusca; Cephalopoda; Octopoda; Octopodidae
Product: puratrophin-1-like
Exons: 22
Coding region: 569-5056 (1495 amino acids)
Molecular function (GO): guanyl-nucleotide exchange factor activity
Source: RefSeq, a predicted model, not a curated record